AUGUCUCUGCCCUUCCGAAAGGAGCUGGAGAAGUACAAGAACAUCAACGAAGAUGAAAUACUCAGCAAGCUCUCAGAGGAUGAACUGAAGCAGCUAGAGCAUGUUCUCGACGACCUUGAUCCUGAGAAUGCCCUGCUUCCUGCGGGAUUUCGCCAAAAGGACCAGACCACUAAACCAGCCACGGGCCCCUUUGACAGAGAGCGCCUGCUCUCCUACCUGGAGAAGCAAGCCCUGGAGCACAAGGACAGAGAGGACGUCGUGCCCUUCACAGGGGAAAAGAAAGGAAAAAUAUUUAUCCCUAAAGAAAAGCCUGUAGAAACCCGCACAGAAGAGAAAGUGACCCUGGAUCCAGAACUAGAAGAGGCCCUGGCCAGUGCUUCAGACACUGAGCUCUAUGACCUUGCAGCUGUUCUUGGAGUGCACAACAUGGUCAACAACCCAAAAUUUGAUGAAGCAGGAGCCCGUGGAAAAGAUGGAAAAGGAAUUGUGAGAAAUGUGGUGAAAGGUGAAAAGGUCAAGCCCAUCUUUGAGGAGCCACCUAAUCCGACCAAUGUGGAAGCAAGUUUACAAAGGAUAAAAGCAAAUGAUCCUAGUCUCACAGAAAUUAAUCUCAACAACAUCAAGAAUAUUCCCAUCCCAACUCUGAAAGAAUUUGCAAAAGCUCUGGAAACCAACACACAUGUGAAGACAUUCAGCCUUGCAGCUACUCGAAGCAAUGACCCUGUAGCUAUUGCAUUUGCAGAUAUGUUGAAAGUGAACAAAACACUGAAGAGUCUGAAUGUAGAAUCCAACUUCAUCACUGGGACAGGAAUUUUGGCACUGAUUGAGGCACUGAGAAAGAAUGAAUCCCUAACAGAGAUUAAAAUUGACAACCAGAGGCAGCAGCUUGGGACAGCUGUAGAGAUGGAGAUUGCCAAGAUGCUGGAGGAGAACUCCAGGAUUCUCAAGUUUGGAUACCAGUUCACAAAACAAGGUCCAAGAACCAGGGUAGCAGCAGCUAUCACUAAAAACAAUGAUCUGGUUCGGAAGAAGCGGGUGGAAGGGGAGCGGCAGUAG
Cinclus cinclus is the source of this 1056-nucleotide messenger RNA. RefSeq names its product tropomodulin-2. Gene Ontology annotation, molecular function: tropomyosin binding. The transcript has 9 exons. Gene Ontology annotation, biological process: pointed-end actin filament capping; myofibril assembly; muscle contraction. The record is from RefSeq and is a predicted model, not a curated record. Gene Ontology annotation, cellular component: striated muscle thin filament; myofibril. The coding region runs from base 1 to 1056 and encodes 351 amino acids. NCBI's taxonomy places the organism in Eukaryota, Metazoa, Chordata, Aves, Passeriformes, Cinclidae.